UGCAGAGCCCAAUAUCUUUCCCUCCAAACAUGUGAAAAGUGUGACUUUUUGCUCCUCGUGCAUACAGGCCCUGGAUGAGAGGAUGAGACUGGAGCACAGUGAGCCCAGUCCACCGCACUUGUCGCUGCUGUAAAUCUCGCGAGAUCGUCCUCAUCAUCACGUUGGAGAGCCUGGGCGAUGCUUGGUGCUGUUGCUGUUGCUGUGGGUUUGAUUGACAGGAAACAUGUCGGUGUGGUGGGAGCGAACCGGGAUGCAGCUGCUGCCAAGGGAGACAGGGAGUACCUGCAUCCAAUCCACACAUCAGCACCUUUAAAAAAACAACCAGGCUUUCCUCAGAUCCGUCUGCUUAUGAUGCACUGAACUGCUUCUUUUUAUCUCUCUUUUUUUUUUAAAACACAUCCUUUUUUGAAAAAAACGAAGGGGGGGCACCCAAUGGAUGCUGUGGUCUCUUCUUCUUCUUCUUCUUCUUCUGCUUCACAUUGUGUUUGAUUUAAAGCCUCCAAACCAAGAGAGACACCUUGAUGAAAACAGCAGGAACUACGAGGACUGUUGUUGCAAUGGAGUCGACUCUCUCAUCACGGCUCAAACCGCGUCUGUAAAAAAAAAAACCUCCAGCAUCAUCAUCUCGUUUUCAUGGCGUUGCUGCUGCUGCUCAUCAUCUGCACCGUGGGCUUCUCCACGUUUCUUUUCUGAAAUAUUAUUUUUUAUUUUAUUUUUUUAUUUUUUUUCUUUAUUUAAAGUGCAAAAAAAAAAAAGGGGUUUAAAAAUAACGAACCCACUGCUCGCCAAAAACUAUGAACGAGGAGAUGACAAAAAGCGAGGAGCAGCAUCUGAGUUUGCAGAAAGCCUUGCAGCAGUGCGAGUUGGUGCAAAACAUGAUAGACAUAAGCAUUUCUAGUUUGGAGGGUUUACGCACCAAAUGUGCCACAUCCAACGACUUGACACAAAAAGAGAUACGAACACUGGAGGGGAAGUUGGUGAAGUACUUCAGCCGCCAGCUGUCCUGUAAGUGCAAAGUGGCCUUAGAGGAGCGCAGUGUCGAGCUGGAGGACUUCCCUCGCCUCUGCCACUGGUUCCGCAUCGUCAACUUGAGGAAGGAGGUCACACAGGAGAUGAGCCCAGGUGAGGUGACCCUGGAGGGCCUGCUGGAGAAGAGCGAGGAGCAGGUGUGUGAGCAGCUGCAGAAGUUUGGCGCCAACGAAGAGGAGUGCGCCCGACUCAACGCCUCCCUCUCCUGCCUCAAAAAGGCCCACCAGCUCGAAGAACUUGAGGAGGAUAAAUUGCACAGUAACGGAGGGAGCCAGUCGAAGCAGGACUGGUCCAUCCAGUGGCCCACCUCUGAAUCGGGCAAAGAAAACACUCCGGUGUGCCAGCCAGAGGUCAGUCAGUGGAUCCGGUUCCAGCUCUCCCAAAGCCCCAAAGUCCAGUCCAAGUACAACCAGCACAUGUGCCACAGCCCCCAGGCCCUGGCCCCCCCUUUAUAUGCCGAUCGACUGACCGUCGACAGCCCAUCCACAGGGCUCUUCCCUCCUUUGGACUUUGGUCAUCGCUCCCUGCCCCCGUCACCCCGCCAGAGGCAUUUUGGCCACACACCUCCUCGGACUCCCUUGGUGGUCAACACCAUGACCCCACCUGGCACUCCCCCCAUGCGGCGAAGGAACAAAGUGAAGGCCCCGGGCACGCCACCUCCGCCGAGCCGCAAGCUCAUCCAUCUGCUGCCGGGCUUCACCGCACUGCACCGCAGCAAAUCCCACGAGUUCCAGCUGGGGAACCGCUUGGAUGACACACAGACACCAAAAGCCAAGAAGAAGACCAAGCCCUUGAACCUUAAGAUCCACAGCAGCGUGGGCAGCUGUGAGAAUCUGCCCACGCAACGCUCGCCCCUCCACACCGAACGAUCUCUGCGAUCCUUCUUCUUCCCUUCCUUCAUCCCUUCCACACCUCCUGUCCAUGCUGAAACACCCUCUGCAAACACUCUCUCAGUGCCUCGCUGGUCCCCACAGAUUCCCCGAAGAGAUCUGGGAAACUCAAUAAAACACAGGUUUUCCACAAAGUAUUGGAUGUCCCAGACAUGCAUAGUAUGUGGAAAGGGAAUGUUGUUUGGACUGAAAUGUAAAAACUGCAAGCUGAAGUGCCACAACAAAUGCACCAAAGAAGCCCCACCUUGCCAUUUAUUGAUCAUACAGCGAGGCGGACGAGAAAAUCUCAAAGAUCCCCAAGGAACAACUCAAGUAGCUCGUCUGGUACGGACCGAAUCAGUGCCAUGUGACAUCAACAACCCGCUCAGGUACACAGACCUGCACAUCAGCCAGACGCUCCCCAAAACCAACAAAAUCAACAAGGACCACAUCCCAGUCCCGUACCAACCAGACUCCAGCAGUAAUCCCUCAUCCACCACCUCCUCCACCCCGUCCUCCCCGGCUCCUCCUCUGCCCAGCAGUGCCACGCCCCCCUCGCCCCUGCAUCCCUCCCCACAGUCGGCGCGGCAACAGAAACAGUUCAACCUGACAGCCUCCAGUUAUUUCAAAUACAAACAACAGUUCAUCUUUCCUGAUGUUGCUCCAGAAGCUCCUCCAAGCAGAGCACCGCAGGUCAUCCUGCACCCGGUCCUGUCUGAACCAGGGAUUGAGGGCAACCCUUUACUUCAAAUCGAAGUUGAACCUACAUCAGACAACGAGGAGGGCAACGACGAGGACUCCGGCGACGAGUUUGAGGAGAUGAACCUGUCGCUCCUGUCGGCUCGCAACUUCCCGCGCAAGGCCAGCCAGACCAGCAUCUUCCUGCAGGAGUGGGACAUCCCGUUUGAGCAGCUGGAGAUCGGAGAGAUGAUCGGCAAGGGGCGCUUUGGCAAAGUUUUCCACGGACGCUGGCACGGCGAGGUGGCCAUCCGCUUGAUUGACAUCGAGCGCGACAACGAGGACCAGCUCAAGGCCUUCAAGCGUGAGGUGAUGGCCUACCGCAACACUCGCCACGAGAAUGUGGUGCUGUUUAUGGGGGCCUGCAUGAGCCCACCACACCUGGCAAUCAUCACCAGCUUGUGUAAAGGCAGGACACUUUAUUCUGUGGUGCGGGAUGCCAAGGUUGUCCUGGAUGUUAACAAGACCAGACAGAUCGCACAAGAGAUGGUCAAGGGGAUGGGCUACCUCCACGCUAAGGGGAUCUUACACAAAGACAUGAAGUCCAAAAAUGUGUUUUAUGACAACGGCAAAAUCGUCAUCACCGACUUUGGACUCUUCACCAUAUCUGGGGUUUUGCAGGCUGGCAGCCGGAGAGAAGACAAACUGAGGAUCCCCAACGGCUGGCUGUGUCACCUGGCUCCAGAAAUAAUCCAGCAGCUCUCUCCGGACACAGAGGAAGACAAGCUUCCCUUCUCCAAACAGUCAGAUGUCUUUGCUUUUGGCACCAUCUGGUAUGAGUUACACGCACGUGAGUGGCCUUACAAGAGUCAGCCAGCAGAGGUGAUCAUAUGGCAGAUUGGCAGCGGGAUGAAGCCCAACCUCGCCCAAACUGGCAUGGGGAAGGAGAUAUCAGACAUUCUACUUCUGUGCUGGUCGUACAAGCAGGAAGAGCGGCCCAGCUUCUCCAAACUGGUAGAUUUACUGGAAAAGUUGCCAAAACGGAAUCGUCGCCUUUCCCACCCAGGGCACUUCUGGAAGUCAGCUGAGUAUGUCAAAUGAGUUAGGGACACAAAACAGCAAACAAUCAGCAACUAUUUAAAAAAAAACAAAAAAAACAGCCGCCAUAACUCUACAUAAAUAACCCACCUCCUUAAAGAAUGCACUGAAUCCAAAAGCCAGCCCAGUGAUGAAAACUGCCCGUGCUGUGUGUUUUUUCAUGGAAUGUUGGCAUGUGUGUGUACAGAUAAGUUGACUGUGCAGCUUCUCAAAGCAGUCGGGACUCAUAUUUUCUUUGGUUUGAUUUAAACCAUACUGGAUAUUUUUCCUUUAUCUUUUUUGUCUUUUACUAUUGAUCCCUUCAUAAUAUUUGAUUUCUUUCCUGGAUGUAUCUUGCUUGUAACUUUCAACUGAUCACAUCAUCUUGGACUUAAAAAAAAACAAAAAAAAAACACGUUUGAGAACAAAUGUAGAUUUCUUUUCCCAUGUCUUCUUUUUUGUUUUGAAUGAAUGUAAUGUCACACAUUGUAUAUAUUCAUAGCAUUGUCUUGCCAUUCCUUAUGUCUGUCAACUGUGUAGACCAUUUUGUCAGUGUUACCUCAUGGUCUGUCAUGUGUGGAUGUCUGUACAAAAGCUUUAUUUAACUUUAAAAAAAAUGUCCUCUUAUAUACACCGUACCAUUUGAAUGUGAAGAAGCCAGCAUCCCUGUUUGUGUGGGGAUGUGUUGGCAUAGUUCUUUGAUAGGAGAAUGUUCUCUGAUCAGCCUGUGCUUUGAAUAUUGCCUGUGAACAUAAGCGAGACGUGUAAACAAUAACAGCCUUUUGGGGGGGGGGAAGCCGCUGGUCAGACCAGGACUCCGUCAUGUGACGCUGUUCUGUGAAAUCGCUGACACUUGAAAUGUAUCUCGUCAACUGUUAGAUAACUAAUUACCCUUCAGAAAUGCUAUCACUGAGCCCCUCCCUCCCCCAUUUCGCAGAAAUAAAUGUAUAUUAUUUUACUUUAAAUAGCUAAUGAAAAAUACAGAAUAUAAUAGAUACAAAUCUAAAACUGUAUAGUCAGUGCAGUAAUUUUUAAGUUAUUUUAUUCAACCGAUACAUGAACUGACACGUUAUCUAUCUAUCUAAGUAGUGUGUGAAACUGUUUUUUAAAAUAGUUUGGAAACCUAAAUGGAUCAAAGACCUGUUGCUAAUGGGCCUGGGUCUGAGGACCAGAGUUAUUUGAAUCCGCACAGGAAAAUGAUGCGACUGUUAGAUGCGUAAAGGGAGAGCACAUUACCUUUUAAAAGGCAACACAAAAACUCUGAGAAGUCAAAGUAAACUUUGAGUUUGUUUUUCACUUGUUAAAAGUUGUUCAGAGUCGCUUAGAAGCAGUGUUGUAGUCACUUUGAAUUUAAAUUCAUCCUGCCUCAACUUCAAUUUUUAUCCCAAAAAUCAUUUAACUUAUUUUCCUUUACAUUUAUGCUGUGCAUUUUUGAGAAUCGGUAUACUCAUAUACUAAUAUAUAAACAUCACAUUACGAGUAAAAGUUGAACAUUUUUAAAUAUAGUACGCUAGAAAGAAGAAAUGUUUGAAGAUACACGCUUCCAAAUCAAUCUCUUCCAACCGUUGAUAAUUUAGAUUUAUUUAUUAGUUUAUUAGUCAAUUUAUCAGCUGUGCAAAGUAAAUUUCAUUGCAUUCAAAGUCAAUACAGUGCUGCAUGAUUUUGUUGGCCAACCCAGAAGUUAGCAUCGCACUGGUUCCCUCGACAAAAAAUUAAUGGGAUUUUUCUAUUGGGUUUUUGGAUUAUUGCAGAAAAUACGCUCUUUGGCAAAGUUUAUGAUACUUACAUGUUUUGUUCAGCAAGAUAAUCUUCACAAAUGAACACCACUGUUAUGAUUUUUGAAGCGUAAAUGCAAUCGCCAGAAGUAAAAAGCUAAUGUCAGGAUAAAAACGGAUCAGUGUUCGGUGUGAUGACGUUUAAUCGUUUUAUUUAGCCACUUGUUAGCAACCGUCUUUUUUAAGACACGUAAAAGCUUCAAAAUUCACAAGUGGGAUAUUUACUGGCGUAUUUUAUAUCGUAGAACAUAAAAGUUAAAAUCCCUUAAGCUAGUGUCAACCUCAGGCCUUAUUUUAGGCAUACUAGGCUAACCAAAAACCCACUGACUUUGAGACGAGGGAACCGGAAGUGCAAAAAUGCUGACUCAUUUCUAGGUUUUAGGACUCAUUCCUACACCACUUUAUUGGAAGGACAGAAGGGGAUGCAAUUCACUCAAGGUGGAGCUAAUUUAAACAAGACUAUGUAAGUUUGCAGAACAGUGAUCACUGAUGCUACAAGAGACAGUUAUGCGAUAAUGGUAAAAGGGAAAAUUACUACUAUUACCACUCUGUUUUGACAUUUAGCUAAAAUGCUAUGCUGUUGUAAGAGUAGCGCAACAGGAGAAGUCAGUGAACUGGCUCAGUAAUGUCAGUUGCACAGCAAUAUUUAUUUAAAAUUUGCUAACAUUAGCCACCAUAAGCUACGGUCAUACGAGACCAAGUAAGACUGUAGCAAUGGUGCAUUUUAUUGCUUAUUAAUUCAACUCUUAAUUUGUAAGAGAAAGAUUCUGUUAUUUAGUUUGUCUCGCUCAAAUCAAUGCAUUUUCAGUUUAUUUUACAAGAGGAAAACAUAAAGGUCUGGAUGAUAAUAACAGUCUGAGCUGAAGUACACGAAUAUACUCCACACACGCAGUCAUGUUUCCAUCACUUUAGAGGACAUUACAUUGAUUUACCCUAACUAUAACCGCUACUUGCCUAAUCCUUACCCUUACCUUAACCUAAAUCUAACCUUUCCCUAACCUUAAACUAAGCUUUCACCCCAAAAUAUAAUGAUUUACAUGGGGACUUGCAUUUACUCCCCAAAAGGAAGACGAGUCCCCACAAGGUGACUGUGUAAACAGAUGUAUGUCCCCACAACGACAGUAAUACAAACACACACACACACAGUCUGUGCAUGUUGCUUGCUAUAGCUGUUUACAAAUAAAGUAAGGUGAAAAAAAAGCUUUUUGUUUAGUCUGAACACACCUUCAGAGCAGAGACCCAAUCCAGCAGGGGAUGACAGUAGCCUAUGUCAUUUCCUGUCACAUGGGUAAUUAAAGGCAAAUUUAAUUGAUUGUUAAUUGAUUAUAUUUAUUAUUCUGUAACUUGCAUGUUCUGUAACUUAUUUAAUACUUACUACUUACCUACUUACUUAAGAAUAACUUAUUAAUUUAACAAACACAGACUAUGUUCCAUCUCUGUAUUAACUAGGCUACUCUUGACUACAACACUGCUGAAAAAGUGACUGUGGAGGACAAAUGAAUCUUAAACUUUCCUUCUUGUUUUUUUUAAAUCUUGAAAGAUUGUAUUUACUUUUUAGAAAGAGUGAAUUAUUGAGUUCUUGGAUUAUAAAGUAAGUAACUUAAAUCUGGCUGAACUUUCCCUUUAACAUAUCAGAAAAGACAUAUCAGGAUGCUGAAGACCACCCCAGGCCAUUUUUCUACUUCACACUGUAUAUCACAAUAUAUUUUAAAGGAACAUUUUAAAGAUAUCGUAGUCAUAUCAUCAUGAAUUGGAAGCUGUGGCGUCAUUCGAGCUGUAUACUGCUUUUGAUUCUCUCUAGCCACGUGGAAUAGAUAGAGACAAUCCAAUCAUGUUAAAUAGCCAUUUUCCACCUCAUUAUAUACACAUCUGCCAGUGUUGGAAAAUGCAUACAAACAAUCUGCUGCUGUUUUUUGGAGUCUGUCUGUCUAUUUUGGAAUUGCUGGGAUUCAAAUAUUGUAAGUGGAUCAUUUAUAUUUGUACUGUUUACAACUUUCAAGUGCAUGAGAUGGACUAUCAAAGAUUGAUUCUUGUUAUGAAAAAAAAUAAUCCUUCUACACUAUAUAUAAAAAGUUAUGUGAGCAUUUUUCUGAUGAACUGUCCAUUGAGCAGUUUGAUCUCAAUACCUAAUGGAGUUUUACGUCAGGCUUUGCAGAACUUUUCAACAGCUUUGUUUGAGAGAAUGAUUGUUUCACAAUAUUUAUAGAUUAUAUAAAUGAUUAGACUAGCAUUUAAAUAAAAAAAAAAGGAAGAGUUGCGACCUGUGCACAUGCUAGAGUUGACAACAACCUGACUGGACAACAAUCAAAGAUCUAACAUUAGUGCCAAGUGUACAUAACAGAUUGUAGACUAUGUUUUAUCGUCACUUGCCGUAAUAUCAAUAUUCCUUGUGAAUUUUUUGACUUCUUUCUUUUUGAAUGUACAAAUUGUGUUGUGUUUUUUUGUUGUUUCUGUUUUCUGUUCAUUUAAAUUUUGUUUUCCUCCAUUUUCCUUCUAAUUGCAUAAGCAUUGAUGCUGUGUUGUUUCUUUUCCUUGAUUCCGUCCUUGUAUUGUAGAUGAUAGCUCCAAAAAGCUUGUAUUUAAUGAUGCCUUAUGGUCCAUGGCUUAGUGAUGAGUAGAUUUUUGAUCACAAGCUCUUUUAUUUGCACUCAUCCUUUACAAAGUGUAUGACAAUAAAAAGCUGUUUUCAUUUUG
This is a messenger RNA of Sebastes umbrosus (honeycomb rockfish), 8122 nucleotides long. RefSeq names its product kinase suppressor of ras 2 (gene ksr2). The record is from RefSeq and is a predicted model, not a curated record. Gene Ontology annotation, molecular function: ATP binding; protein kinase activity. NCBI's taxonomy places the organism in Eukaryota, Metazoa, Chordata, Actinopteri, Perciformes, Sebastidae. The coding region runs from base 795 to 3677 and encodes 960 amino acids. Gene Ontology annotation, biological process: protein phosphorylation. The transcript is spliced from 21 exons.